Messenger RNA from Helicoverpa zea (corn earworm), 6773 nucleotides. RefSeq names its product small conductance calcium-activated potassium channel protein (gene SK). The record is from RefSeq and is a predicted model, not a curated record. Gene Ontology annotation, biological process: potassium ion transmembrane transport. Gene Ontology annotation, cellular component: neuron projection; neuronal cell body; plasma membrane. The transcript is spliced from 17 exons. Bases 632 to 3103 code for a protein of 823 amino acids. Lineage: Eukaryota; Metazoa; Arthropoda; Insecta; Lepidoptera; Noctuidae. Gene Ontology annotation, molecular function: small conductance calcium-activated potassium channel activity; calmodulin binding.
GCGGCAGGCCGCGCGGACGUAAGGCCACGCCGCCCACUUGCCGCGAUAUCUGAACCGCAUUUCUUACGGACGUUUAUUUUGCUUGCCGAGUUCGAGUUGCGAGUGUAUAUUUGAAUAAUACCCCAUUAUUGCCGUCAACGGCGCCAAAGUUUUGUUACUAUUAAACUAAAUGACGAUCGCUUGAUCGUAAGUGAAUGCGUUUGUGAUUUAUUCAAUGUACAAAGUUUAUUUUCGUCGCUUCAACCGUGUAUGUGUAUUUAUAAUUCCAAACAUAGCCAAAUAUUAGAGUUAAAGUUUAGUUCCCCGCAUUAGACUAUAUCCUUCGGUCCAAUCAAGUGACUUAUAAGUAACUGCUGAUAUCAAAUCUCCAUAUCCUAGUUAUUGUAAAUAUAUUUUGUAAGAGUGUAUCUGGUUCGAGGACCAAAGUUCUGGAUGUACUUAGAAGUUUAAGUGUAGUGCUUUGUGUAUAUAACAUAUUUGUAACGCGAACAUAUCUAUGCAGUGAGUCUGAACUCCUGACUAAGUAAACUACAACAACGAAGACUAAUUGAUAUUGAUUUUUCACAUACCAACACAAGAUUAUUGAAGUAAUUUCGAAAGGAGUACCUGUACCAAGUAAAACAAAAUAAAAAUGUCGGCGCCUACAACAGACAGUACCGAAGCUAUCACCAACUCCGGCUACGGCAGCAGCGAUGAGACUGCUAGUCUACUCGUCACCGGUCCAGCAGUCACCGUCAUCGUCCCAGCAGAAAACAGAACAGUCAAACCAGUUCUGCAAAGACAAGACUGCACCACACACCUUCGCCCACAACUAUCCGGCGGACCAGGCAGCGAGGAAAGUGCCACAUCCAUUAGAAUGGAAGAGAGCACCGCAAGAAGUGUCCCAGAUAUUGAGUUACAGUGCCGAGAGCCGGCAGACCGACCUCAGACACUCGUGUCCCCCGUAGCGACGUGCUCGCACAGAGGGUCAGUGACCACGUGUCAAUUAGUUCCACAAACGUACUCGAGAUGUCGCGUGUGCGAGCGGCGGCAGUCGACGGCACCAAUAUCAGCCUUACAACUAGCGCGCUCUGUGUCGCGAGAGAGCGUUCGCUCGGCGGUACACUACCCUUGUGGGUGCAGUUCGCUCCACGCCGUCAGUACGUGCCCCGUCAUACAACCCCCAGCCUUACUGUUGCCUACAACUAGUACGAGGAUUAUCCGCCAGAGCUCGCAGCCCGAGUCUAGCGCAUGCGCGGCGCACUGCCCUCAUCACGCUCACCACCACCCCAGCGCCUCCCUGCGGCAGUUGCGAGAACCCGGCGAUGGCAUCGCUGGGAUUGCCGCGGACUCGCUGCGAAUCAACGGGGGUAUGCGCCCUUUCAAACAGCUGCGGAAGCCGGUGUCGACGCUCUCGAUCCCGGGCGCGAUGAAGGCGUACUCGGGGGGCGGGAGGGACGCGGGAGGAGAGGAAGCGGGCGUCGCACUAGUCGGCGUGCACAGCGAGUACCCGCGCUUCGGCGAAGAACGGGCGCUUGGCGGCGGCACGUACAAAGGCGGGGGAACGGCGAAGCACAAACCCAAUAUAGGAUAUAGGUUAGGUAGAAGAAAGGCGUUAUUCGAAAAAAGGAAACGGAUAAGUGACUACGCUUUAGUAAUGGGAAUGUUUGGUAUAAUAAUUAUGGUUAUAGAAAAUGAACUUUCAAGUGCUGGUGUAUAUACUAAGGCGUCAAUAUAUUCGCAGGCGUUGAAGACGCUUAUAUCAAUGUCGACUGUGAUUUUACUUGGCCUAAUCGUCGCGUAUCACGCUUUAGAAGUACAGUUAUUUAUGAUAGACAACUGCGCUGACGACUGGCGGAUAGCAAUGACGUGGCAGCGGAUAGCACAAAUCGGCCUCGAGCUAGCUAUCUGUGCCGUGCAUCCUAUCCCCGGACAAUAUACCUUUACUUGGACCACUAAGCUCGCCAACAAAGGAGGAGUUAUAGGCGUUGAAGUAGGCACGAUGUAUAAGCAAAUUCAGGUUCCUUAUGACGUCACACUGUCUUUGCCGAUGUUCUUUCGACUCUAUUUAAUAUGCAGGGUCAUGUUGCUUCACAGUAAAUUAUUCACUGAUGCUUCAUCAAGAAGUAUAGGAGCUUUAAACAGAAUUAAUUUUAACACUAGAUUUGUCUUGAAGACACUAAUGACAAUUUGUCCAGGCACGGUGUUACUAGUUUUUAUGGUAUCUCUAUGGAUAAUCGCGAGCUGGACGCUUCGCCAGUGCGAAAGGUUUCACGACGAAGAACACGCUAACCUACUGAAUGCGAUGUGGCUUAUUGCGAUUACGUUUCUCUCCGUCGGUUUUGGUGACAUAGUGCCAAACACAUAUUGCGGCAGAGGUAUUGCUGUUAGCACCGGCAUUAUGGGGGCGGGAUGUACAGCAUUAUUAGUGACCGUUGCUUCGAGAAAAUUAGAGUUAACUAGAGCGGAGAAACAUGUCCAUAACUUCAUGAUGGAAACCCAGCUAACGAAAAAGCUGAAAAAUGCAGCUGCCAACGUGCUUCGGGAGACGUGGUUAAUAUACAAACACACGAGGCUUGUCAAACGAGUCCAUCCUGGAAGAGUGAGAACACAUCAAAGAAAGUUUUUGUUAGCUAUUUACGCGUUACGGAAAGUGAAGAUGGAUCAAAGAAAGUUAAUGGACAACGCGAACACAAUAACAGAUAUGGCAAAGACCCAGAACACAGUCUAUGAGAUUGUUUCGGACAUGAGCACGAGACAAGACACCAUAGAAGAGAGGCUGACUAGUUUAGAAGAAAAACUUACUUCAUUACAGGAACAAGUAAAUAAUUUACCAGACGUCAUGGCUCGGUGCUUGCAGCAGUGUUGGGAACGGGCGGAGCAGAGAAGAAACUUCCUGCAUCCUGACACUGCUGCAGUACCUACUCCGCCUUCAUCUACUAUUACGCCUUAUACUAGGACGCUAGCAACAGCGUCACACCCGUGGCCACCCAGCCCGGUGCUGCAGCCGGCGGGGCGCACGCACUCGGCUCCCGAGAGCACGACCACGCACUCGCCUUCACCAGCGCAGCCGCAGCCCUCGAGCCCCGCCCCACACGCGACUCGGCCCCCUCUACCCAGCUGAGUACCGCCUUCCAACUCCGAACUCCUGUGCUGAACUCGACGAAACUCGGCGCCCGUCCUCUGACCCCCCCUUCACGACUACGCCCGAAAGAGGUGGCCGGGGAAGUUGUUUUACUACGGAAGACAGAGAUUUGAAGAUACUAGUUCAAUGAACGCUUUGCACGAAACAUGUUGAGUUUUUCGGUUAUCAAGCCACGAAACUCAAGUUUGCUGUCGUUUAAUUACUAACGCUCACUGUACAGCACGCAACACAAAAAUGGAAAUAAAUCGAACAAAAUUUUCUUAUAUCCAUUUUACUCUCACGUUUAUUUUAUAAAUUUGCAAAUCAAAACGAACAAUUACCAUGUGAAGAUUUGUAUUUUUAUACUGACACAAACUGUACUCGUUUAUUGAAACUAUUUUCGACAUCUUUAUCUUGCGUUGGGUGAUGAACGGAAUAAAGUGAAACGAUUUUCUCGGCAUGCCAAUGGACCACGCCGCGGUGCGAUACAAGGUCAGCCGUAGUUUUCUUCGCUGUUCCCCAAAGUUUCGGAUGUGCCAGACUGUUUUCUAGUGAUAUUGUUUAGAUAGUGAAAAGAAAUGAGGCGGUACGGACUUGCUGUUGUGAUUAUACAAAUGCUUUAUCGAUAGACGCUUUAGCUAAUUACGUUAGACGAUAUUUUGAAUACAUUAUCAGCAUUAGUAUAGGUAGUUAUUACCUACACGUUCACGUUUUAUCUGAUGUUCAUGGAACCAAUAACACUGUUUUAUAUGCUGAGUGUGUUUUUACUAAGGUUUUUGUGAUCGCCACCAAUAUUACGGCAUUGAGAAGUCUUUGGAAACGAAUUUAUGAGUACCUAGUCACUUUCAUAGAUUUCUUAAUGUACAGACACCAUAGCAGUAAAGUUAUAAUAAUAGUGACUAAAUAAAUAAUAGUUAACACAUAGAUUUGCAUUUAUUUCAUGCAGUUAUUAAGUAAACUGACUGCAUUGCAUAGGCAUUUACUGUAAAGUACACUUAGCGGUCACUAUAGAUUGGUUUCGGUUCCUUGUGUAAGUAUUUGCCAUUAUAUGGACAGAAACACAAUUUGGAAUAACUAUAUCACAGUGACAGAUUUAGCUAUGAAAUAUAAACUAUACAUGUAUAACUCCAUCUACUUUAGAAUUGUUAAUGUCAUCUUCGAUAGUAUUCGAAUAGUAAUUGAAAUAUAUUUUAUACAAACUUAUGAAUACGAUGAUCUGACCACUUUAUUUGUAAUAUAUUUUAAAUAUUUAAGGACUCCAUAAAACUAAGUUUUAUUGAGAUUUGCAAUUAGGGAACUGAGUUUUAUAGAGACAUCGAAACAAAAUUUAAUAAUAAAUGUUCAGGUCAGAUUAUGGCCACGUAUGACGUGGUGUAGCAUAAGCUAAGUGUGUUUCUAUUGGAUUGUUCGAAAACUAUCGAAGCGAGAUAAUUGCACAUAUUCUAAGAGAAACCUGUAUACACAGUUUUAGAUAUAUGAUUAGGUAAAUUGAAUUGUUACUACCUGCCUAUUGACAUGUAGAUUGUAAACAUUUUUUUCUAAGAAUUAGACUAAGUAAAGCUUUGUAUAAGACAUAAGAUUGAUGGCUGUCUAAAUAGUGCCUAAAACACUACGAAAUUUCGAUAAUUCAGUUUUAUUAUCUUAAUAUAUUAUGAAUGUAAAUAGGUAAUCUAAAAUUUGAGAGCAUAAUAUUUAGUAAAUAUCUGAAUUUUGUAGCUGUACGAGUUGUAUGAUGGGAUCAAUUUGUUUGUACAUUUUAGUUUUAAAUGUUCCCUUCUUUGUUGUUGAUUGGUUAUUUUAUUUGAAAGACUAAUGAAAAAUCGGAUUUUGCAUUGAACAUAAGCAUCAAAACCAGUUGUACUGUCAUCACGGACUUUGCUCAAACAAAUCAGCACUGAUUUUUCAGAAAUCAAAAUCAAUUUAAAUAAAAUAGAUAGAUUGGCAUUACAUAAUUGACCUACAUGCAUAGAAUAGACCAAUGUGUUAAUAAAAUAGAAAUAGAUAGAUCUAAAAUAGACUUAUUAGCCUAUCUACAUAAGACAUAAAUCUAUAAAAUCAGGAAUUCAGGAUAUUUUAACACCAAGUAAUAUGAUGUCCAUAAAAAAUAUAUAUAAUAUUGAGAAAAAUUUUUUUACUAGUUGGCUAUGCAAUUUAUCACCAAAUUAUUCUUAAAUUUUGUAAAGACGGAAGAAAAUUCUAAAAUAUUAAUUAGCUUAAAAUAAACUUAUCAUAAGUUGUUACAAUUGCACUCGCCUUAUAAAUAUUAUAAUGUUUUCUGCCAAUUAUUCAUUUAGAGGCACGGUAGAGUCUCAGCCAAGUUAGCAAAGCUAAUUAAAUAGUCGACAUGACACGUUCAUUAUGCUGUUUUUUUAUUUACCAACUUCAAGCAGUUCUACCUAUAAGAAAAUCUUGAAGUCAUCAGUAUUUAAAAUAUGUAAUUAAAAUACACAUUAUCCAUCAUCUGAAUAAAUAAGAACUGAUUUAAUUUUGCCCUAUGUUUGACUAUGUAUUUUCUUUAUACGACUUUCUUCUGUUAUGUUACAAUUACUGUAAUUAGGUAGGAUAAUGAAUAAUCCUCUAAUUUAAUUGUUCGUAAUAUUAUACAAAAAACACCAACUAGUAUAUUUAGAUAUACGACAGAAUUAGUGUAGAAAUUAAAAAAUAUUUCCUGCAUUAUAUUUAUUAUUAAAUUAAUAUCUUACCCCUCUUAUUAAAAAUUUUCCUAAAAAUUUUCAUAAACAGUGUUUUAAAAAAAUACUUUCUAUAUUCCCUAGUGUUUGUAACUACCUCGACAUUUUUACACGUCAUAAUUACCUACAGUUUAACUAGUAACUGCCACUUUAGGUGUUUUGCUUUCAAUUUCUUUACUUAAAUCAUUAGAAAUUCUUUCUCAUGUCCUGUCCCCACCGUUAUCAAAUAUUAUCAAUAUUUUGUUUUGACUUUUCUCUGGUUUUCCAGUCUUACUUUGACCACGACAAUCUUUGAAAUCCAAAACGCACAAUAUAAAUAAUACAAAAGUGGCAUUUUAGUAAAACUAGGUAUUUACAUUAUCGGUCUUUACCUAACAGUAGCCUAAUAAAUUGUCCCCAUUAUGAAGAAUUUUGAAGAGUCUAGUCAUUAAGAUUAAUUGCUUUAUAGUCUGUUUUGUCUAGGACAGUUAUUCACAAAAGUGUUUGUACUCGUACUAUUUAUAUUUUAUCAAUUGAACUCUUAUUCCUAUCAACUAGAAUAUAAUUUAUACCUUUCAAUGAUAUUUAAAAGUAUAAUUAUACCUAUCGAACACUUUUGCGAGUGAGUCCCAAUUUUAACUAAAUUUCAAAGUAAAAAAAAAAACUAUUUAUUUAUAAAUAAGAAUUGACCAAAAUGUUGUUUAAGAAACGUAGAAUUUGUAAAUAAUAAGCGAAAAAUCAGUAAGACAUUAUGUAUAAAGUAAUAAUGUAAAUACCAGUUGUAUUUGCGAAUUUUAAUGUAAAUAAAGUAAAAAAUAAUAAAAGUACGGUUCCAGUAAAAUUAUUUUUAAAUAAUACGUUCAAUUGUAUAAUGAAAUUUUAAGUUGUAUGCCAACGGAAUGUUCUAUGCGGUGCGUAAACAAAAGAUAUGAAACUUUUGUGAUCAUUGUUGAAGAAAUGAAAGUGUAACUUCGAUUAUAUGAGCUGUAGUAUUUUUUAAA